AUGCAAAUCAAGGAAGCUAUAUCUAACCUUCCUGUUGCGACAGAGGAGGAUGACACAGAAGAAGCAAUGUCUCUGAAAGAUAUUACAGUUACAGUAGAUGAAGGUGUUCAAUCGCUUGCCACAAAUGAGGAAAAUAAAGGUGUGGAGGAAGCUGACCCAUUUGGACUUGAUGCCCUGAUUCCUGAAUCCACAAAGAAAAGUGCAAAGAAUGACGCUAUAAGAAAGGAAGAGGAGGAAGAAACUAAACGAAUCCUUAAGUUACAAAGAAAAGCCCUCAUAACCUGUCUAGAGAUUGCUGCUCGGCGGUAUAAAACACCUUGGUGCCAAACCGUAAUUGAUAUUUUAGUGAAGCAUGCCUCUGAUAAAGUGGCAAGAUUUACUGCUCAUCAGAGGGAUGCUGUAGAGAAAUUGUGGGCUUCCAUACGGGAGCAACAGACUCGCAGGAGGCAAGGAAAGUCAGUUAAUGGAAAACUUGAUGUAAAUGCUUUUGAAUGGCUUCAACAAAAAUAUUCUACUGAGAAGAUUAGCAUUAGGCAUUCUGUUGGAGGUAGUGGAGACCGACGUGCCACACAAUGGCUUGGUUAG
Vicia faba (fava bean) is the source of this 585-nucleotide messenger RNA. Lineage: Eukaryota; Viridiplantae; Streptophyta; Magnoliopsida; Fabales; Fabaceae. The record is from the annotation of a GenBank genome assembly.